UGCAGGCAGAUUAUUAGCAGCAGAAAUCAGGAGUAGACGCUGCAAUAGCUGCUUAAGUUAAACAGACCUCAAAGGUCUUUACAUGUUAGAGGGAACAAGAGCAAUAACAAUAAUAACGUUAUGGAUAAAGAAAAGAUGAAGCUGUUUUUGUUGAUUCUCCUCUGCUGUGGCUCAUUCGCAGUGAAACACUUGCUGAAGUAUUUUGUCACUGGAUCCUCUGGAGCUCCGAACAUCCCAGAACUUUUUGGUGUGCUGAUGGUUGAUGGCAUUCAGGUGGGUUACUGUGACGUGAGCAAGAAGAUAUUGGAACCAAGACAGGAGUGGGCGAAGAACAUUUUAGAAAAACACCCUGAGCAACUGGGCUGGUACAAGCACAAGUGUUUUGAGCAUCAGCCAAACUUCUUCAGAGAGCUGAUUUCCAGUUUGAAACAGCAGUUCAAUCAAAGUGAAGGUGUCCACAUUUUACAGAGGAUAGAUGGCUGUGAAUGGGAUGAAACCACUGGGGAGGUUAUUGGUAUAAUACAGUAUCAUUAUAACGGAGAAGACUUCCUUGAAUUUGAUCUGAAGAAACGGACAUGGAUCGCACUGAAACCAGAGGCUGAUGUUACCAAACAGAAAUGGGAUAAGGACCAACCUAGAAUAACACACAAAGAAAAUGAUCUCAAAAACAUUUGUCCAGCGCACCUGAAGAUGUAUGUGAAGCAUGUGAAAAGCUCCCCACAGAAAAAAUCACACGAGCUUAUAAAGUUUAGAGGCUAG
Molecule: messenger RNA, 759 nt
Organism: Oreochromis niloticus (Nile tilapia)
Lineage: Eukaryota; Metazoa; Chordata; Actinopteri; Cichliformes; Cichlidae
Product: major histocompatibility complex class I-related gene protein
Exons: 3
Coding region: 121-759 (212 amino acids)
Biological process (GO): immune response
Cellular component (GO): external side of plasma membrane
Source: RefSeq, a predicted model, not a curated record